Messenger RNA from Entrophospora sp. SA101, 1302 nucleotides. NCBI's taxonomy places the organism in Eukaryota, Fungi, Glomeromycota, Glomeromycetes, Entrophosporales, Entrophosporaceae. The record is from the annotation of a GenBank genome assembly.
AUGUCUGAAAAUAAUCCCGAUCCUGAAAAAGAAGAUAAAGAAUAUUCAAGCAUUGAUAUUGGUGAUCCUGGUGGAAAUGUAAAAUUAAUUAGUACAAUUCAAAGUAUAGGGCCAGGUGAAGAUGAAGAUGGACCAUCGAUUGUAGGAAUUAAACCGGAAGCUGUUUUUGGUGGUUUGCAAGCACUAGAGAAAUUGGAUAUAAAAGACAACAUAGAAGAAGGUAUAAAAGCAAUUGAUAAUGAUUCAAAAGAAGAAAGAGCAAAAGAAACUGAAUUGAUCACUGCUCGUAUAAAUCAAUUGGAUAUUUUUAUAACAAUUGGAUUAUACUAUUCUUCCCUGGUUAUAAGUUGGUUGACGCAAUUAGGUGAUUCUGAGUCAGUUCAGGACUUUUUUAUAAAAUUGUUUUUCGAAUCGUUUAAGAUCGACGAGUGGGAUUUUGGUGAUUUGGAUUUGGUAGGCAAGAUAUCUGGUGCAACAACAACCUUACAAACCUCCUUAUUUGGAAUAGUUGGGUUGGCUAGACUCGUGUAUACAGCAUUAGGGAAAAAGAUUCCAAAACUCAUUGAUGGUCCGAUGUAUUUCGGCGGACCAUUCCAAAUUUUACAUGUGAUUAUUCCUGGAUCAAAUGAUUAUAUUCAAUCAAUUCGAAGUUUCGAUGCCAGAUUGUCGCAAUUGUUUGGUGUAAUUAGCCAAAUAUUAAUUGUCGUUGCUGCAAUUUACGCUAUUGGAUAUCGAAAUGAGGCAUUAGAGCCCUUUGCUACUGGUAACGAGACAGCGAUUGGUCCAGGGUAUCAGCCUGGACCUGAUACAGAAGAUCAGAAUGGUGACCAAAUCCAACCUGGGAAUUCGACACAUAUUACAUUGGCGGUUAAGAAUGCGGCGAUUUUUGCCAAGGCAACAUAUAUGGUAUCAAUUUGUGCUAUUAUUAUGACAUCGUUGUUGAAUAUUGUUCAAUGGAUGGCGGAUGCUUGGAGAUUGAACAAGGAUGAAUUGAUUGUUUACACAGCAUUCAAAUUAAUCACAAGAUUGUUAUUGUGUCAACCGUGUUUUGGCGACGAUUGGUUAAAGAAAAGGACUGCUAAAAGUAAAAAAACAAAACAACCUAAAGAUCAAAAAUUAUUAUUAGAGAAAAAAAGUCAAGAUCCAGGUGGAGGAGGAAGUGGGGAAAAAGUUGGCGAUAGUAAAGGUGGUGGUGGGAAUAAAGAUGGUGAUGAGAAAGGAGGCGGCGAAAAAGACAAGGAGGAAAAUAAAGACGAAGGUGGAGAUGGUAGUGAAGAAAAAGAAUUAUCUGAAAAAGUUUGA